UACUUAAUUAACAGUGGAAUGUGAUCAGCAGUGUAAAUCAGUCUGUAUAAUUAAGUACUUAAUCCAAUAUCUCGUAGAUAUACUGAGGCAAGUACUUUUCCUAAGAAGUGAAUCAUCGCAUCGCAUGUAGCAAUAGUGACCUUAUCCGACAGACACAGAGCGGAUACGAUUCGAUCUGUGUAAUUUGCAUUUAGUGAGCCUUGCAUCAUCGCUGCAGCGACUUCUAGAACGGUUUGAGUACAUGUUGUCAAGAUUUAACUGCUUCGGAGCGAAAAAUCUAGUUAUGAAAAUGGGCCGGUGACGGCGAAAGUGCGUUACGCAGGCGGCUAGUUAGUGGGUACUGCGAGGCUGGCGUCGUGGAGCGGUGGUGCUGGGGCCGUGGUCCGGUGGUGGAGGUGAGAGCGCCGCGUGCGCCGCAGUGCCCGCCCGCCGCGCGCGCCCCUCGCCCGCGUCCGCCGCCGCCGCCGCAGCCCGCUGCUUGCUCAACUGCCGUUAUUCCUCAAUCAGCCUCGCGCCGCCCGCGGCCGCCGGUUCAGUGAACGUCCGCGCAGUGCCUGCUACCGCCCAGUGUUUGCACAGACCGAGCGAAAGCGGUCAAGCGGCUUCGGUUAACUCGGACGACGGAAUUCGGUUGUGUAGGUGUUUUCCUUGUGAAGUGUCGCAAUGAAAAUAAGUGUUGGAAUGUCGAAAUAUUGUUUAUGAGGAGCGCGGUGAAUGUGCUCGUGAGCCUGUAAAAAACGGGCACAAAUGCUUAUGUAAGCUCGUCUCUGCGCACACAUCAAGUAAGAACUGAAUCCUGAGAGAUUACAAUGAAGAUGUACUAGAAUUUAGCGCUUAUUUGAAAAAACACAGGAUGCCGGCGCUCCGGCUGCUGGGCCGCAAGUGGCUGGCGGCCUCCGACGACCUGGUCUUCCCCAGCAUCUUCGAGCUCCUCUUCAGAUUUGUAUGGCUGGUGCUGAUAGCCCUCGUCGUCGAGGUAAUCUUCCCGGUGACAUGGCAGUGCCGGUCGGAGGGCUGGUCUGGGGGCUCCUUCGUGCGCGGCUACCUGUGCGGCACCCUGGCGCUGCAGGCGGUGCUGAUGCUUCUGCUGGCGGGGCUGGCGCAGCAGUCUGCGCGCGGGACCAUCGCUGAUGUGGACGCGAGGAGAUAUGUCGCGCCGCUGCUGCUGGUCAAGGUGCUGCUGGUGCUGCCGGAGGUGGCGCUGAACGUGAUGGGCACCAUGUGGAUGUUCUGCGAGCUCAUCGACUGCUCCGUGCAGGACAAGUUCUCCAGCAUCGUCAUACAGAGUAUAGUCCUGUUCAACUGGGUGCAACUGGGACUGACUAUAUUCGGUCUGUUCAUGGUGUUCGACCCACUCGGGUCAGUGAACUACGGGGACAUGCAGGACACGCCGAACCAGGUGCGCCACCACAGGAAGGUCACGGGGCUGUGGUCUAGAAGGUUCCGCUGGGCCUUCUGCUGGCUGAAGAAGGAUGAGCACGGGAAGGAAGCGUUCCAGCAGGUUGCUGCUCUCCUGAGUGCACUAUUCCGGUCUACGGACCUGGUCCCAUCGGACGUGGUGGCCGGCUGCGUGCUGCUCAGGGUCCGACAGAAGCGGGAGACCAGGGAGAUGAGGCGGAUACAGAUGAUCAACGAGGAGGAACCCAUCUACACCACCGACGUCAGCAAGAUAUUCUCCGAAACGCCCCCUUGGAUGAAUCUGGAAGACGCGUUCUAUUACCUGAGGCUGUCGAUCGCGGCCUACGGCUGGCCCUAUGUCCUGUACAGGCAUUGUUUUACGGGGUUCUGCAAGCUGGCCAGGCAUUUGACUUGCUGUUGUUGCAGGCCUCAGAAUACAAUAGUGACGGAUGAUAACUGCUGUUUGUGUCAUUUCGCUGGUUUCAAGUACAUGAGCAAGUUAGAAGCUGACGAUAUUAUCUUCGCUUCCUUCAACAACCAUGUGUUUGAAUUGCCGUUCUGCGUGAUAGCGGACCACGAGCGCGAGAGCAUCGUGGUGGCGGUGCGCGGCUCCAUCUCGCUGAGGGACAUCUUCACCGACCUCACUGCUGGUUCCGAGAAGUUCGAGGCUGAUGGUCUCCCGGAAGACACGGCGGCGCACAAGGGCAUGUCGAUGGGCGCGGCCAAGCUGCUGAAGCGGCUCUCGCCGGUGCUGGACCGCGCUUUCCAGCAGUUCCCGCACUACGACCUCAUCUUAACAGGUCACAGUUUGGGUGCAGGAGUAGCAGUAUUAGUAGCUUUAAAGUUAAGACCAAAGUAUCCUCAUCUGAAAGUAUUUGCCUUUUCAACCCCAGCUGGUCUAAUUAGCCGGGAGGCGGCGCGGUACACCGAGAGUUUUGUACUAACCGUCGGCGUUGGAGACGACCUGGUGAUGAGGCUGUCCGUGCACAGCAUAGAGAACCUCAGGACCAAGGUCAUACAGACCAUCCACGCUACAAAACUGCCUAAGUACCGAAUAAUGCUGAACGGCUUUGGCUACGCACUGUUCGGAGUACCAGCUCGCGAUCUCGAGUCCACCUGGAGACGGCCUGAGGAACUGGAGGCUCCGCCGUCAGACGACUCCUCGGACGCUCUCCUCAUACAGAGUGUCUCCACCGUGAGUGCUGAGGCGGCGCUGCUGUCGCGCAACGUGUUCGCGCGGCGGUUCUCGUCGGCGCGGCUGUUCACGGCGGGCCGCAUCCUGCACAUCGUACGGCGGAAGCGGAUGGGCAUUGAGAAUCCUAAUGGGACAGAAGAGAGAGAAGAGACUGAAAGGAAAGUCCGCACACAAGAGCCGACGUAUGAGAUGCGAUGGGCGUGUCCCGAGGACUUCAUGGAGCUGCAGGUGAUGCCGCGCAUGCUGCUGGACCACCUGCCAGAGAACGUAUACGACACCAUAGAGACUGUGCUCAACGAGCGCCAGUCGUACCGCGUCACCCACAUAUAGAGGGCGCUAGUGGCAUUUAAACUUGGUGUAAGGAAAAGUGAAUUAGUUCCGUUUUUCGCCGCGUACAGUGAACUGUGGUUGUGCAGUCAUCGCUCGGUUUUUACCGAAGUAUUCAAGCGUGUGAAAGGUGUAAGAUAAAAUUUCGAUUUUGGAUUAAUUCGUAUCCAGUGAGUCUCAGAAAAUGCUGUUUCUUUCUACUUAGGUACUAAUUUAGUUAUUUAUAAGUGUUUCUCUUUGGUAUUUUUCGUGAUAUUUACCUGAUAAGAUUAGGAGUCAGAAGCACAAGUGACAAAUACUUGCAGCAUAAUAUAGUUAUUUACUGAUGGAAAGGAAAAAUCUUGUUUGUAAAGUGAAAUAUCUAAGCUCUCCGCACAUAGGCUGGCCACAGCUAUGGCGACUCAUCAUUUUGUUCCUUAUUAUAAACGAGACUUGUCUUAAAUAGUACCUAUACACGAACAACUAUAGAUAUAUUUUAUAAGAAGCUUUUGUACAUAGUGUUUCCAUGAGAUAUAUUUUUUUCUUUCCUGAAAUCAUGUUGGCAACCAGUGUCAAAGUAGUAAAUAAGUUUAUUAAAAUCUAUGUAAUAAGUAGGUUUAAUUUGAGAAGACUGUGAUGAUGUUUUAGUAUGAAAUAAUUGUUAAAAUAUUAAUGAAAUGUUUAUUGAAAAUAGUUAAAAGUAGAUUUGUUAACAGAAAUCUCAUUACCUAUGAACCUAGGUAAUUAAUUUCCUUUUGGGGUUCUUAACUAAAUUUAAAAGUUGAGUUUUUAAAUUGGCAGGGGAGUAGGCCAAGUUAUUUUUAUAACAUGAGUUUUAUUUUAUUUUAAAUACAUAUCAGUAAAAAUGCAUUAUUUGCUACACAUAAUAUGCAAUCAUGAUAUAACAGAGUAAAUUAUGUUUUUUUGUUUGGCUCGUAUCGACAUGUAAUUAAAUUUUACCACCUCAACUCAUAGCGCUAAGUCUAAAUUGGGCAAAAAACACUCAUUUGAGUGUCAUAACAUAAACAUAGUUGUGUUAUUCAAGAUAUUAUUUAAAAAAGUUAUAGUAAGUCGCUCAAAUCGAAAGCAAUCAUUUCGUUAAGUUAUAUCUCCAAGUAGCUGGUUUAAAAUAUCGUUGCCAAGUGAAGUUAUCUGCUAUUUAGGUAUAUCUAAAUGUCCUACGUAGGUAUUUGGGCAAUUUGCAUGACGUGACAAAAGGCACCAAUAUUUUUGCUAGUCUUUCCUUAAAUUUUCUAGGUUGUACUAAGGUUGUACCUACCUGAAGUGACACUGACGGUGCAAGAAUUUCACGUAUGUAUAAAUAAAUAUACUUACCUACCUAUUUAUAAGGAUAGUUUUGUAUUUUGUUCCUUAUUGGUUUGUGAAUAAAUCUAUAGACAUUGCCCGUAACCCGAAAGUGAAAUCAGUUAAUUUUGCAGAUACUUAUAUGUUUAUCUUGUCGUAGCCUAAAAGGUACAAGAUAAUGUAAAAUUUGCCCCCAUGUCUGCAAACCUACCAGUAAGUACAAUAAUUAGAUAUGUAGUGUAGCGAUCGUUACCGGAGUCAAUUAAAUUGUAAGAGUAUGUCAGCGUUUAAUACGUGAGACCCUACCAUCCUUUCGACGUAUACAGUAUACCUAUUUCGUAAUAUCGGCCACUGUUUUCACAGAAUUCAACUUUGGGAACCAAUAACCUUAAUUUAUGUAUAAGGUAUUUCAUUAGAACAUAUUUGAGGUAUCUAUUGUGAAGUUGAUUAUGCAUCUACCUAAUCUAACAGAAUAAAAUAAUUUGGAGGCAUUUAAUGUAAACGUAAUGAAAACAUUCCAAUCUGUAUUUAGAUACAGCUAGGAACCUAUUAUGUGCCUAGUUCUCUUGUAGCCCUCAGUUCCUUCCCUUGUAACAUCGAUUUGAUGACAUAGAGACAGUAACGUAAAGGGACUUAUAUUACUGUCGGUGCCUUGGUGUAGGUAGAAUGUAGAUAAUUAAAAAUGGUUAUUAAAACCUUACUAUUUUAUAAAUAUUACGUACUAUUGAUCUGUUUGUGAAAUCUCUACUUAACUGUUUCAGUAAAAUUGUUUUCUUUUUUACAGCUAAAGCUGACACCAUUGUUAUUGUAAAUUUCAAAGAUUUUAUAUGUUUUUUUUUAUACAGUAAUAUUACUUUCAAAUAUUACGAAGGACUGAGGUUCUUUUCACUUGUACCCUAAAUUAGGGCUUUAUAUUUGCUCUCACUGUACUAGAAUAGCCAAUGUCCUGUGUUGGGUAUAUGUUAAUUUAUAUUAAAGUAUAUUUAAGUAAUAAA
Plutella xylostella (diamondback moth) is the source of this 5199-nucleotide messenger RNA. The record is from RefSeq and is a predicted model, not a curated record. Lineage: Eukaryota; Metazoa; Arthropoda; Insecta; Lepidoptera; Plutellidae.